This is a messenger RNA of Oikopleura dioica, 1218 nucleotides long. The record is from the annotation of a GenBank genome assembly. Lineage: Eukaryota; Metazoa; Chordata; Appendicularia; Copelata; Oikopleuridae.
AUGAUUCGAAUUUCUUUCCGAACAUUUAUUUUAUGCGUCGCCCUCGGAGUCACGACCUUGCUUUACCAAUUUCAAAGUGUCCGAGGCGCUUCAAAGUCUCGCCGCAAUCGUAUCUCAAUAAUUAGCGACGAGCCUCCACCGCUGGAAGAGGAGGUAGAGACCCCAGUCCCCGUCAAGUAUGAUCUGAACGAGGCUGUCCAUGCAUUUUAUUAUCCUUGGUAUGCUUCUGCAGAUGUAGACGGGCAGUGGUCGCAUUGGAAUCAUCCAGUUUUGCCUCAUUGGAUUGCUAGAGUCAACGCACAGUAUCCUAUCGGCAAAGUUCAUCAACCUCCUGAUGAUAUAGGCUCAACUUACUAUCCUUUUCUGGGACCGUACUCUUCUGCUGACCCUAAAAUUAUCGAUCAGCAUCUUAAGUGGGCCGCGGAAGCCGGGAUUGGUACUCUUGUGGUCAGUUACUUUGCGAAAGGGCGCACUGAUGACAACGGGAUUCCUUUUGAACACGUUGUGCGUCUUCUUCUCGAGAGAGCCCAGCCAUUCGGAAUAAAAAUCGCUUUUCACAUGGAACCGUACAACGGGCGAACAGCCUUUUCUGUUGCUGAUGAUAUCCGCUCUACCGUGAAAGAAUACAGCAAACAUCCCAGCGCUGCUAAAGUCGACGGGAAGCUAGUAUUUUAUCUUUACGACUCUUAUCAAGUGAAUUCUGCGGAAUGGGCAAGAGUCAUCCCGUCGCUCAGUAAGACAGCUUACACGAUCGGCCUGCUUGUCGAGUUCGGUCACAUCGAACACAUCAUUGCCUCUCAGUUUUCCGCUGCGUACUCUUAUUUCGCUGCACUGGACUUUUCUUUCGGCUGUACUCCGAAAAACUGGAGAAGAAUUGUUUCUGUUUUAACCAGGAAUAACGUCGAUUUCAUCCCCUCAGUUGGCCCGGGCUACGACGAUACUUCAAUUCGACCAUGGAAUAAACAAAACUCAAAAUCAAGAGCAGAGGGCGAAUACUAUACAAAAUACUGGGAUUCUGCACUCGAACUCAGACCAAAAAUAAUUUCAAUUACCUCGUUCAAUGAAUGGCACGAGGGAACUCAAAUCGAGCCAGCAGUCGAAAAAAGAAUUCCAGGCGAGCGUGCCUUCGGAUCAUCAACGUAUCCGAGCUAUUCAGACCCUUUUCAGUACCUUCAAAUCACUGCGCGAUAUUCUUUGAUAUUUUCAAAACAACAAUAG